Messenger RNA from Otolemur garnettii (small-eared galago), 3984 nucleotides. RefSeq names its product ZFP41 zinc finger protein (gene ZFP41). The transcript is spliced from 3 exons. Gene Ontology annotation, biological process: regulation of transcription by RNA polymerase II. Lineage: Eukaryota; Metazoa; Chordata; Mammalia; Primates; Galagidae. Gene Ontology annotation, molecular function: DNA-binding transcription factor activity, RNA polymerase II-specific; RNA polymerase II cis-regulatory region sequence-specific DNA binding. The coding region runs from base 610 to 1206 and encodes 198 amino acids. The record is from RefSeq and is a predicted model, not a curated record.
GAUAGCAGCUGUGGGCCAGCUAGGAGUCUAGCCUCCAGAAGAUGAGGUCCCCCGCUACAGGCAUGGGGCUUCUGCAGUCUGUAGCUCCAAAGCACAUGACUGUCCCCAAGCACAGGAUGGUAGAGGAGUGAGACAAGAACAGGCAGAUUUGGGGAUGUGGAGCAGGAACAGCCAUGGAGCAGACAUUCGUACAUGUGCCUGUCGUCUUGAUGUGGCCACAGGGUGGUCAGAACUGUCCCCUGGCAGAGUAGUAAGGAUUCCUUGGGCAAUGGGAGAGUGAGUUAGGUGGGGCUCUGGGAGGUCAAGAGUUCAGUUUGGGGUGCUCACUGAGGAGCAUGUGGGGAGGGAGGGGCUGCCCCCCAUGUCCCCUUUUCAACACUUGCCAUCCUGUUCCCUUAAACAUGUGUGAGAUCUCAUAUUUGUGGUCUUCUCUGCAGCAGCAAGAGGACAGGCAGCUCUUUCCCUCCUGGUGUAUAGUGUCAGUCACACACUGGGAACAUGGAACAUUCCCAAGGAGGUGGAGCCAGAGAGGGGGGGUGCCUCCCCAAAGUUCUAGCAGCUCAGGCUGCAGACCCUUAGUCACACAGCUUCCAAGGAGCAGAGAGAAAGAUGGAAAAGCCUGCAGGCAGAAAAAAGAAAACACAGCUCCUAGUGGAGGAAGCAGACGUGCAGAAGGAUGUUCCCAAAGAAGAAAAAGCAGUUGGGGGGAAAAAGUCAAACAAGAGAUCCACCCUGGCCAGAAAGCACAGUAAGGAGCCAGGCUUGAGUCCUGAGGACGAAGAGCACAUCUUUGACGCCUUCGAUGCUUCCUUUAAAGAUGACUUUGAGGGAGUUCCUGUGUUCAUUCCUUUUCAGAGGAAGAAACCUUAUGAAUGUUGUGAAUGUGGGCGAAUCUUUAAGCACAAGACAGAUCAUAUCCGCCAUCAGAGAGUACACACUGGAGAAAAGCCCUUUAAGUGUGAUCAGUGUGGGAAGACCUUCCGGCACAGUUCGGACGUCACCAAACAUCAGAGGAUUCACACUGGAGAGAAGCCCUUCAAGUGUGGGGAGUGUGGGAAGGCCUUCAACUGCGGCUCCAAUCUCCUGAAGCACCAGAAGACGCACACUGGGGAGAAGCCUUAUGAAUGUAAGGAGUGCGGGAAAGCCUUUGCCUACAGUUCCUGUCUCAUUCGCCAUCGGAAGCGCCACCCGCGGAAGAAGCCCUGAGCACAGGGAAGCUGCUGCUCACUUCUCCCUGGCAGGCCUGGGGGGACUCCCUCCUCCUCUUUCAUUCCAUGUCCAGUCCAGGCCUGGAGUCAUGUGCCUCAGGCUGCUGGUCCCUGUUGUGCCCAGGAAAAUCAACCCCAUGGGAUGUGGGCACACGCAGGCAGGCCAGAGGCCUUUCUCACUCCAGAUGACCCCUUUAGGUCAAGACAGCAAGAUCCUGUGGAAGCUCUUCAAGACCCUGUGCAGCUACAGGCCACUUUGCCAGGCUUCAUGAUGCCCUUGGGACCAGCAACAGAGACAGGCGAGCAUAACAGCUGCCAUCAUGCUGCACAAGUACACCCAGCGGGAGAGGCCCCCAUGCCAUGGACCAGCUUCUCCUGCCACCACUCUGCUUGGGCCCUUUCAAGGCUCCAGCCUGUGGACUCUGCCCUCUGGGUCCCCACAGUAGACAAGAAUGCACUGCAGUGAGCUCUGGUGACCCAGGUGCCCACUGGGCUGUGCCAGACCCCACUGAUCUCUGCUCACCUGGUUUCAGUGACCAUCCUGUGGUUUGUCUUCUGACUGGAGUGCCAGCCGCCAGAACUGGGCCAUACCAUGUGUCCUGGCCCAGCAGUCAUGCCAGACGGAUGGCCUGACUCACAUGGAGAGAACACCCGGGGACCUGGGCUCCUCAGGCCUUAAACCCGCCACUAUGGGUAACUUCCUCACAACCGAGGGGUGGAGCCCCCAGCUGCUGACAGCAGCCUCCAUCCAGUCUGUUGUCACACUUUCAGAUGUGAGUGGUGACCCCAGCCCCAUGACAGCCCUGCAUUCAGGCUGUAGGAUGGACCCCCAGAUGCAGAAUGACACAUUGCCAAAGACCUUGCCCGGAUGCGCCCACUUAGAUGCCUGCAGCACGCACAGAUGCAGGUCCACUUCUGCCUCUCCAGUGGUGUCUCGGCUGUUAGAGCAGAUCACCCCUGAAGCAAGCAGCUCCUGAUGAGAUGUGCACAGAGGGACCAGCUUCGCUCCUGAGUUCAGAGGCAGAGUGGAGACCAAGAAUGGACAGAAGGAAGCCACUCUGGGGAGAAGACAGGAGGCCUUGUCCGGAGCAGGCUCCCACCCAGGACCAGCCCAGUAUAAGGCUGGGCCACCGUGGCCCCAGGGAGGGGUUGGGGAGGGUGAAGCAGGGUAAGUGCAGGGAAGUUUUAUCUGAGAGGCCUGAUGGCUGGAAGCCCCUGCAGGGAGCUCCAUCACUUGGUUCCCACACACUGUCAACAGGCCACUGCAGAGCUGCAUUAGCAGGGAUGGAGGCAGCUCCAUCUGACCUCAGUGUGGCCUCUUAGAGGGGAGUUCUGGGAGCCAACUGGAUGUUCAGAACCUCCUGAGGAAUGUUUGGGGGAGAUGUGAGAACCCUUUAGCCAAGCAUCAGGGUUCUCAUUGCAGGGAAAAAUUAAAGCAAAAACCCAGAAGCUUCUCAGAGGCACAAUGUCCAAGCCAGCCCUCCAUGACUGCCAUGACCAGCAGGCUUUGCCCACUGAGUCUCAUUCCUCUGAACAAGCAGUGACUAGGAUGGCUCCAGCUGGGCCUUUGAGCACAGAGAACUUCCCACUGUUUCAUCUCUGCCCUGGGGACCUGCUGUUGAGUGUCUGUGCCAGCAUCUGUCCCCACAGGCCUUGGCAUGGCUGUGGGAGAAGUUGGGAGGGGUGCCUGUCCCACCACCAGAAGUCUGGGGACACGCCCCGCUCUAGGUGGCACAGCCCUCCCUGUUCUCUUCCACGCUGGGGAGGGAGGGCAUUUGGGCUUUAUUCCUGGCAACCUCUCACAUCAGUCCCCAGUUCGGGCAUCAGGAAGUGAUUAUUCCUUUUCAGUGUGAGUGAGCUGAGACACCAAGACAUGCUGCAGAGGAAGCAGGACUGGCCAUAAAGUCUCGUGGCCUCACACCAGGGAGAAAGGCCACAGCCUCUGGGGAGAGUCCAACAUUUGCUCUGAAACAAGACAGAGUUGGUGUUGAAGCAGGGUUCUUGGGGAGCCAGGACAGGACAAAGGCAUCUCCAAGGUCACUGGAGAACAGCUGAGGCCCAGGGAAAUGGAGUCAAGCCCUGAAGAAGAUGGUGUGGACUCUGGGUCCUGCUCCAAACAUGCUGUCCCUCCGGCAGGGAGACUGCUCUGGGCAUGGCUGCCUGCACUUCAGGAGCCUUGUGCAUCCAGUGCUUGGUAUCUGCUUUCUCUUCAAAUCCAGUGCACCAAGGGCAAGCAGAGUGUCCUUGCCACAGUCCCCCUGGGAUCCCUGCCAGGCCAUGGUGGUGACUUCCCAGCCUAGCAGGGAGGACGCUGUGCCCCUGCAGUUGUCCUUGCAGAUGGCUUCAGGGGCCUUCAAGGGAUCCUGAAUUGAAGAACCUCUCAGCCUGUGGCCCCUCAGCUCCCACCUGUCUGUCUGCACCUCCCCCUGGCCCUGAGGCCCCAGUAGUUUAGGAAGCACUACACACAGACCCAUCAGCCUGUGUGUCCCUGCAGCCUUGGCCACAGCAAUUCAGCUGGUGGUCUGUGUUGUUCACACUUCUUUGUCUUCCCUGUGUCUGUUUCCUGGUUAAGUUGAACACUGGCAUGUCCGAGUACUCCCUAUGUCCUCUCACGGCAUGCAUGUCAAAUCCUGUAGCUCACGUGAAUGCUCCUGUGACAGCUGUGGUCAUGGCCUCUUGUGUUGGUGGCAGAUAUUGUCCCUAAUCAGUGUUCUUACUGUUAAAUAUUUUGUAUUGUGCAAAAAUUUAACUUUCCUACUAGCCAAAGUUGUUGCAC